Molecule: messenger RNA, 1077 nt
Organism: Fusarium coffeatum
Lineage: Eukaryota; Fungi; Ascomycota; Sordariomycetes; Hypocreales; Nectriaceae
Exons: 2
Coding region: 1-1077 (358 amino acids)
Biological process (GO): regulation of DNA-templated transcription
Molecular function (GO): DNA-binding transcription factor activity
Source: RefSeq, a predicted model, not a curated record
AUGGUUCAAGAUCGUACAAGAGUCUCUCAGCUCUCAACAAACACUAGUCAGCCCUCCCAGAAUGGCUCAGGCUCAUCAGCCAUCAAGAAGAAAGUUGUUCGGCGAGAUCCAGAAAAGAGACGUAUGCAGAAUCGCUUAGCACAGCAGACCUAUAGGGAAAAGCAGAGAAAGCGCAUACAGGAAUUGGAGCGUCGUGCUGCAGAGCACGAUACCGAGGUAAAAGAUAGUGACGGAUCUAUUGAGGAAGUACACCCCGUAGGGUACAACAGUACUACAAAGUCUGCUGGAGGAUUCCUUCUGGACGCCGAGACUGUCAACCCAUCAGAUCUCUACAACGGCCUUGAUACGACAGUAUCACACCAAUCAACCGCACAUGUCGAAACAUGGGACUCAGAUAUCAUACACGAGGACUUCGACAAAUGGCUCAUCGCAAAUCCAAUUUACGACGAACAUACCACGCCGGCAGUAUUCUUCAACUGUGGCUGCCCUACUCUUCACGUCCCCAACACCUCGAUGGAGGUUCUACUCCCUGUCAUCCCCAACCCAUACAAGAACAACCUCCAGAUGGACAUCAUAUGCAUCAUCUCCGCUAUGCUAGAGAACUGCCUCUCUCUUGGAAUAACGCGUUCCAUGUACUGUGCUGAGGAGGCCGUGUCGCCUUUCUUUCGAGCCCACGUCCAGGAGGAUCCCAGCUCGCAGGCUAUCGUUGCAUCUGUUCAACGUGGCGCUCGUGGACUGCAUUUUGAUCUUCGUCCUACACAGACACAGAUAGUUACCGACCAUCAUCCUUUCAUUGAUACAAUUCCGUUCAAGGAGGUCAGGGAUAACAUCAUCAAGUACAUGAGUUCUGAUGAAGAGGAUGAGUUCUUCCACGACUCGUUGAAUCACUUGACAUGCUGGGGAGGUAUCAACGGUGCACAUACCGGAACACCAUGGGAUGCGAGAAGUUGGGAGGCAACAGAAGAAUUCAUACAGAAGUGGUCAAAUAUUGUAGGAGGUGAAGAAGGCGAGCUGGCAAGGAAUUCGCAGUGGUGGAGGUCACUUCGUGGCGAAAGAACCAUCACCGAGAUAAUGUGA